AUGAGUUGGAACCAACCACUGCCUUUUCAGACUUGUUUAGCUUUAUUGGCCCAGUUCCUGGUUUCUUGGAAUGAUAAAAUAUACGAGCUUUUGACAUUUUCGGAACUUCGGAAUUUUGGAGAGCGAAAUUAA
Messenger RNA from Caenorhabditis briggsae, 132 nucleotides. The record is from RefSeq and is a predicted model, not a curated record. The transcript has a single exon. Lineage: Eukaryota; Metazoa; Nematoda; Chromadorea; Rhabditida; Rhabditidae. Bases 1 to 132 code for a protein of 43 amino acids.